Molecule: messenger RNA, 1702 nt
Organism: Abrus precatorius (Indian licorice)
Lineage: Eukaryota; Viridiplantae; Streptophyta; Magnoliopsida; Fabales; Fabaceae
Product: transcription termination factor MTEF18, mitochondrial-like
Exons: 1
Coding region: 38-1702 (554 amino acids)
Biological process (GO): chloroplast organization; regulation of DNA-templated transcription
Cellular component (GO): chloroplast
Molecular function (GO): double-stranded DNA binding
Source: RefSeq, a predicted model, not a curated record
CCAAAACCCCUCAAUUCAACCCCAUUCCCAACCCACCAUGAUUCACUUUCGAAAACUCAAUGCUACCCCAAAUCCCUUUCGCCAUAAACCCUCGCAAAACCCUAGAUUUCAGAGCACAAAAAGUAGAACCCCUGAAUCGGAUGCCAAAAUCCCUGGCAAAGCCACCAUAAAAGAAGUCCAAGCAGCAUUGUUAGAUUACCUUCAUUCCACGAGAAGCUUGCAGUUCUUAGACGCAGAUAACAUGUGCAAAAACUCCCCUUUCUUCCUCCGCGACCUUUUCAACAAAACCCUAUCUCAAAACCCUCACGUGGACACCAUGCGAUCCAUCCAGCGCUACCUCCGCUACCACCCCAUCAAUGAGUUCGAACCCUUCUUCGAAAGCGUGGGUUUGAAACCUUCCGAAUACGCGCCCCUUCUUCCCCGCGACAUGAUUUAUCUAAACGACGACGCUCUGUUGAUGGAGAAUUACCACACACUCUGUAACUACGGCGUUCCCCGCCCCAAGAUGGGGAAAAUUCUCAAGCUUGCGCCUUUGGUGUUUCGCUACCAAAGUGGGGUUUUGAUGUCGAAGCUUCGGGCUUAUGAAAAUUUGGGUGUCGCACGGACCACAUUGGUGGCCAUUGUUGUUUCUAGCCCUUGCAUUUUGGUUGGGGAUGUUAACAUUGAUUUUGUUAAGGUUGUGGAGAAGUUGAAGGGUGUUGUUGCAAAAGAUGGUGAUUGGGUUGAAGGGGUGUUGGUAAAUGCGGGUUGUUGUAAUUGGGAUCUUGUGCUUCAGCUUUUUUGUUUGCUUGAUAAGGUUUUCAGUGCGGAACAGUUGGGUGAAUUGGUUGUUCGUAACCCUUGUGUUGUUUUUGAGGAGUCUGGUGGUAGUGCAUUCUCCCUGAUUGCCUUUUUGAUCAAAUUUGGAUUGUCCGUGAACAGGAUUUCACUCAUGUUUCUUGAGUUUCCACGGAUUCGGGUAGGCAAGUUUCUGUCUAACUUAAGGCGGUGUUUACUGUUCUUUAGUGAGAUUGAGAUGCAGACUGUGGAGAUUGCGAGGAUUUUCCAGUCUCAUUCGGCCCUGUUGGGUUCCUUCACUUUGAAGAGAACAACAAGUUUGCUUUGUAGCUUGAAUGCUGGCAAGCAGCGGCUCUGUAAAUUCGUGCGGGAGAAUCCUGAGGAGAUGAAGAAAUGGGGUCUGGGAUGUAAGAUUGAGCCUUUGGGAAGAAUUGAGAGGGAAUCGAAGGUGUUGAAGGAACAGUUCUUGCUGAGCUUAGGAUAUGUGGAAAACUCAAAAAAAAUGAAUGAGGUGAUCAAGUUGUUUAGAGGUAAGGGAGCUGGGCUUCAGGAGAGAUAUGAGUUUAUUGUUAAAGUGGGCUUGGAUGAUGAGGUUGUCCGUAAAAUGAUUCGAGAUUCCCCUCGGAUUCUUAAUCAAUCCAUAGAUUCGAUGAACAUGAAAAUUGGGGUACUUGUAAAUGAAGGAUAUCCUAUAUCGGCUUUGGUGAAUUUCCCUUCCUUUCUCUCGUAUUCAACUCGAAGAGUUAAGCUUAGGUUUUCUAUGUAUAAUUGGCUCAGAGACCAUGGAGCUGCACAACGGGGGCUUGCCUUGAGCACUUUAAUUGCAUGCUCUGAGAAAGCAUUUGUGCAGCUGUAUGUGAAUCGUCUUCCAUCUGGCCUACAAGUUUGGCAGAAUUUGAAGGCAGAAAUUUCGUCUGAGGUUUAA